AUGGCUAGCAACACAUAUUCUCCAGUGCUGGAAACCAGUCGCAUUUUCUCUGAUCUUUGCGAGCAAUCGGAGCGCCUCAGUCUCCCGCCCGAUGUGCUUGCAAACAAGGACCGGGUCUCAUUCUCCACCAGCCACAAUGAGAUUUAUUUCCCUAUUCCUUUCAAAGAGACCGAGACUCUUGCUGCGCUGAAGGGCAUUGAAGGCUCCGUCGCGGCUUCGAUCGCGGAUCUGCGCUUUGGCGCUGGCGCUGAGCCUCGCGGAGUUCAAGUCAAUCUAGAGGCAGCCACUGCAUUCGGGUGCCAAGCCUACAUGGCCAAGGUUGAUGGCCUGUCGAAGCUAGACCCAAAUGUGAAAUCGAAACUGAAGAAUACCGACUUGCUGGCUGCUCAAUCCAACGGUUACAGACGCAUGUCAGCCAAUUUGUACAAGACUAAGAACCCGGGCGAGUUCUUCCACAUUCAUGGAUCGUUGGAGGCAACUACCACCUUGAACAUGAUUGGACUGGAGGGCGAGCGCCCAGACCUCACUGACUACGAGGAUAUCAUCAAGGUCAUUGAGGAAAAGACCCAGCAAUACACAAUCACAGAAUUGGAAGAGAUGAACAAGGAGAGACGACAGGCUGGAGUUACCGCAUACAAAUACGACGACUUUAUCAAGACCCCUCAUGGAAAACUGAAUGUUAAAGAACCCGCCUGGAAAGUCAGUAAGUUGCCAGGUGAUCUGCCACCAACCCCAUUUCCAGCCACUCGCAAUGGCAGCAAGAAGAUACUUGAAGGCGUCAAGGUCCUUGAAAUGUGUCGCAUCAUCGCAGGCCCAACAGUCACUCGGAUACUGGCCGAAUAUGGUGCCGAUGUGUUGAAGAUCACGAGCCCUAGUCUUUCGGAUGUUCCCUUUUUCCAAGUUGAUGGAAACAUGGGAAAGCAUGCCGCCGAUCUCGAUCUGAAGAGUGAGGCAGGCCGAAAAGAGUUCGAGAAGCUCUUGGAUGAUGUGGAUGUUAUUGUGGAUGGCUACCGCCCUGGUGCACUGGACAAGCUUGGAUACGGAGCCGAGGCCAUGGCUGCUCUGGCUCACAAGCGUGGAAAGGGUAUUGUCUACGUUAAUGAGAACUGCUUCGGGUACGAGGGCGAAUGGGCUGGCCGUGCUGGAUGGCAACAAAUUGCAGACUGCGUCACUGGAAUUGCCUGGGCUCAAGGCCAGUUCAUGGGUCACUCUACCCCUGUCGUUCCUCCAUUCCCCAUCUCAGACUACGGCACUGGUUGUAUGGGCGCCAUUGCUGCACUGACAGGUCUUUAUCACCGCGCUAAGACCGGUGGCUCAUAUCACGGUAAAGCUUCGCUGAUGCACUACGAUCUUCUGCUCUUCGCCAUGGGCAAGUAUCCGGCAGAUGUGCAAGAGGAGCUUCGCAAGGUGCAAUCCGAAGAUUUCUUCAAAUUGCGCCACUGUGACAGUGUCGACCGCAUCUCAUCUACUGUUCUCAAGAGCAUGCAGCAACGGUUUCCCCAUUUGUAUCAGCCGGCUGGCAAGGAGUUUGAGGGUCGCAAGCCGCUGACAGAGCUCUGGUCUUCCCGCGCCUAUGGUGCUGAUGUUGAAGUUGUGAAGCCCGUUGCUGUCAUCUCUGGUGUGGAUAACCAGUUUGUGCGAUCUAGCCGGCCUAAUGGAUCUGAUCAAGCUACGUGGGAGGACUUCAACGUUGCCGAAGAGGAUGUGAAGAAGUGUUAG
Penicillium brevicompactum is the source of this 1719-nucleotide messenger RNA. RefSeq names its product CAIB/BAIF family enzyme. The transcript is spliced from 4 exons. Gene Ontology annotation, molecular function: catalytic activity. The coding region runs from base 1 to 1719 and encodes 572 amino acids. NCBI's taxonomy places the organism in Eukaryota, Fungi, Ascomycota, Eurotiomycetes, Eurotiales, Aspergillaceae. The record is from RefSeq and is a predicted model, not a curated record.